Babjeviella inositovora NRRL Y-12698 is the source of this 1828-nucleotide messenger RNA. Its product is annotated as leucine-rich repeat domain-containing protein. The record is from RefSeq and is a predicted model, not a curated record. Lineage: Eukaryota; Fungi; Ascomycota; Pichiomycetes; Serinales. The coding region runs from base 115 to 1773 and encodes 552 amino acids. Gene Ontology annotation, biological process: neuron projection regeneration. The transcript has a single exon. Gene Ontology annotation, molecular function: protein binding.
GCGGACUACAGUGUUGUGUAUGCGGCCUUAUAACCUACAAGGUUGAUAAGCAGGGUAUCUGUAUUUUUUUUCCCCACAACCGUGUGGUUAUGGAAAUAAAAGCUAGGCUAUAAAAUGGCCGAAUAUUCCCAAAUGAAUAAAACAUAUCAUCACUUCCUCUACCCAGCGCCCAAAAUGUUGACCCGCAUGCUAGACCUUCCUGCAGAAGUCAUCCAUAGGAUUCUAGGCCACCUUCCGCUUGAGUACGCCAGAAUUUUUCUUUCCCACCCGGUGACCAACCCGAUCGCCUUGUAUUCAAUCUUCAAGACCAUUGUGAUCCAAACCACCCAGACCACUUCCGGCUGUAAGAAUUGCUGCCCCAAAGUCAAAUCACCGCCUACCCUCGUGAUGCAGGACAAGGUUGUCAUGUCCCAACAGCAGUUUAUGGAGAUUUUGGUGCCACUGAAGGAGCUCGAGAAAAUUCCUGGCAACCAGCUCGGAAAUGAAACCCAAAUGCUCUUGAACAAAAUGUUUCAGACCCGGAUGACCAACUGGGACGACUUGCACAUCUCCAGUGUGAUCAUGACCCUUCAAGCCGAAGAUAGCGCUUUUAUCGAGUACUUGACAUUGAACAAAACCUUUCUCAAGGUGUUCAACUCAAAGGUGUCCAAGCUUCAUUUACGGAUCAACGGGCUGCAGGAUUACCCCAAGCUGGGAUUCAAGAACCUACGCAAUCUCAACUCGUUGCUCAUCAGCCACCCCUCCGUGGAAACAGGGACGGUAAUUGAGCUCCCUGAGGAGGGCCUUACCGAUUUGGAUAUCGUGGGAUCCGGCUUCCCAGAAAUUAUCUACCAAAAGUUUCCAGACUGCAUCAAGCGGUUGGGGUUGGCCCAAAACCAGUUGGACGUAUUUGACCAGGCAAAGGUUGGCUGGCCAAAGGAGAUGGAGGCCUUAGGCUUGGAAGGCAACUAUAUCCACGAUAUCACCUGUUUAUCCAACUUGCCGCCUACAUUGCAAGACUUGACCUUGUCGUACAACAACAUUUCCAACAUACCAAAGACAUUUUCCUUCCCCCGGACCUUGAGGUCAUUGAACUUGAGUGCCAACCAGUUGACGUCGUUUCCAAACUUGGAGCAGUCGGACCAGAUCGAAGAGCUUGUCUUGGCCCUGAACAACUUAACCAGCGUGGGAUACUUACCUCUGGCGCUCAAGCGUAUGGACUUGGGUGAUAAUCAAUUGACCAACAUCGACUCUGUCAAGUUUCCCCAGGGGUUUGAAGAGUUGUUGUUGGCGUUCAACCGGAUCAGCGAUAUCGGUAACGUUCAGUUUCCCAAAAGCACCACAAGAAUAUCAUUAUGCAACAAUCGCUUGAUGAACGAGUUUACUGGCAACGCGCACGCCUCUAGGUCGUUUGAAGCCCUCCAUGGUCUUGAAAACUUGAUCACGUUGGAUUUGUCCCACAACAACCUAAGCCGCGUGGACUUUCACAACUUUGCGAUUCCCGCUUCGGUAGAAGGGCUUUUGCUAGAUAGCUGCCAUUUAGCGCACGUCCAUUCGAUUCGCUUGCCCCAACAGCUACAAGUUUUAGAUUUACAGAGAAACCACAUUACCAAGAUUUCUAAAAUUGAGCUACCCCUUAGGCUAAGAGAGUUGUACCUCAACGGUAACACGAUCGAAGACUUUGACCAGAUCCAGGUACCGGCAACCAUGGAGCGGAUCGGUACGCCCAACUUCCGGAUUAUGAAUCCCCAAAAGUUUAGAAUCCCGGACCACAUUACAUCUCUAUUUAGGUAGUUGUAUAUUCAAUUAAGUCUCACUGAUACUAAUAUCCACAGCCACUGGACGGUGG